UCUAACGAAGCUAUGUCCAUUAUGCUACGUUGAUUUGAAUUUAAAUGGCCCUUCUAUCCAUUCUAUGUCUAUGUCUAAAUCGCUCUACGUGGAAAGCAACUAACGGUUAAACAGUUAUUCCGACGCCACCUAAAUGCAGCAUUGGAUAAGUUAGCUUUGUGCUAACUCUGCAAUGGACAAUGUCCCCAGUUUUUGUUCGUCACUCUCUUCCGAAGAAAACGGACCAGAAACCGGCGACAGCUCGUCGACGGAAGAUGGAUUAGUCGACGCUUUUGGCGACCUGGCUGCCCUCCCGGUCGAGGUUGGCGAGAGAAGACCGACGUGUUUACGUUGCCGUCGCCCUGAGAAGGUGUGUCUCUGUCCUUUUCUUCCACCACAACCCCUGGAGGUCUCCACAUGUCUGUACGUAGUGCAGCAUCCUGCAGAGGAGAGCAGAGUACUUCGCACAGUGCCACUACUUGCUGCUUGUUUGCCACAAGAAAAGUGCAAUGUCAUAGUGGGAAGGAGAUUCAACGAGGAAAAGCACCCAGAGCUGGCAGCGGUGUGUCGGGACAGCAGGACGCUGAUACUAUACCCAGGUCCCAAAUCUCAGAACCUGGAGGAAUUGGUGCAAUACCAGGAAGUAGGCACUUUAAAACACAAUGUGAUCAUCAUAGAUGGCACCUGGAGCCAGGCCAAGAACAUGUUCCUCAAAAACAGCCUGUUCCACCUGCCUAAACAGGUGCAGCUCAGCAGGACUCUUUCCAGUCAGUAUGUGAUCCGCACACAACCCUCCAACAUCUGUCUGUCCACGCUGGAAUGUGCUGCUGUCGCCUUGUCCAUCCUGGAGCAGAAUGAGAUCAUCCAAGAGGUUCUGCUGAGGCCCCUAAAAGCCCUGUGCUCCUUCCAGCUGCAGCACGGCGCUCAGAUUCAUCAUAGCAAGGAGCAUCUACUGAAGAACGGCAUGUACGACAAACCCAUGCCCAAGAACAAACGCAAGAUAAAGAGGAUGGAGAAACUCGUCACCGACAGCAGCGUUUGCCCGAGAUGAGGGAGGGACUGAGCAGAGAAGCUCGACCGAUCUCUGUACACACAACUGUCUUAUACGCUGCACAGGACUGUAUCAUCAGGGCAGCAUGUAGCAGCAUCAGGGCACAGACACGGAAACCACUGGACUUUUUGGGACUUUGUUUUGUUUUGCUGGUAAAUUAAUUUAUGUAUUUGUCAUUCAUUUAAAAUAAAUUAAUGACACAUUAUACAAUGGACCUGGUUCCUCCCUAAGUUUUAUAAACACUAGUGAUUCUGUUGUGAUUGACUUUACACAUCUGGAAGGGAUGAUGUUUUUGGUUAUGUUACAAACCAAAAAUACCUCUAAAACACAUGAUAUUUCACGAAACUACAUGCACAACAACACACAUAAUAUAGCAGGAAAAGUGAGAAUUGUAUUGCACUGUAUGUGACGUCAGGAUUGUUGAUGAAUGUACAGUAAGGUCACAUUUUUACCUGUUAUGUUUUUAUAGUAAAUCUGACUGCAUAAUGUCCUCCUAUAAUACAAUAAAUGUACAUGGAUAAUA
This is a messenger RNA of Perca fluviatilis (European perch), 1553 nucleotides long. RefSeq names its product DTW domain containing 2 (gene dtwd2). NCBI's taxonomy places the organism in Eukaryota, Metazoa, Chordata, Actinopteri, Perciformes, Percidae. The transcript has 6 exons. The record is from RefSeq and is a predicted model, not a curated record. The coding region runs from base 173 to 1030 and encodes 285 amino acids.